AUGCAACUGCAGACAGACCAGAUCCAGGUGUCACUGGCGGUGAAGACCGCACUUUCAAACGGUAUGGUGUUGCUUGUAAACACGGAAAAACGCCGACUGGCAGUUAGUUUAAAAGACGGUUCGUUUCAGGUGUCUAUGAUGACCUCGGCCGUCAGCGGUUUAUCCGAAGCGUAUCUUUUAGACAGUCCCCAUGCGCUGAACGACUUGUCUUGGCAUCAGGUCAUCAUCGAUUGCGACCAGGACGAAUGCUAUGCGUCGAUUGACGGCGCCCAGACCUCCGUUAUCAAGACCGUCGUUGCCGGAUAUUGGGCAGCGACCGAAAAUCGCGGUAUCUACAUCGGUGGUGGUGGUGGACUAACAGGCAGUCAUGAUGAGGCUAUGACGAAUUUUCGUGGCUGCAUCGCAAAUCUGACGCUCAAUAAGCGUGAUCUUUUGAGCGAAGUUAAUUAUUCAGCAGAAGCUACCUCAACAAAGUAA
Messenger RNA from Soboliphyme baturini, 477 nucleotides. Lineage: Eukaryota; Metazoa; Nematoda; Enoplea; Dioctophymatida; Soboliphymatidae. The record is from the annotation of a GenBank genome assembly.